ACAAUAAAGUCUGAUAAAAAAAAAAAAUCAAAAAGGCCGGAGAAAAUAAAAUAGUUCACAAAAUAUCACACACAUAUUUCUCUGCCGAAUCGCCGGUAAAUUAUUUGUCAUGAAUGAGGCCGCUGCACUUGCUCAAUGAAAGCACACUUCCCAAUUUAUCAAGAAUCGCCGCCGCCCAUUGUCAAGCGAUCAAAUCAUCCCUCAUCUCCGAUACAUACACUUCCAAUAACCUCAUAAGCAGUUACUCGAAAUGCAGAGAUUUAAAUUCCGCCCUCAAACUGUUCGACGAAAUGCCGCACAGAGACACCGCCUCUUGGAACACCGUCAUCACCGGGUACGUGAAUUCAAGAAACAUUCCAACUGCUUGGGGAGUCUUGAAAUCAAUGAAAAGACUCGGGUUUUUAUUCGACGGGUACACAUUUGGAAGCAUGCUCAAGGGCAUUGCUGUCGGCAGCGGACUCAUGCAAGGCCAGCAACUCCAUUCCGAUGUUGUGAAGAUGGGGUUUUGUGACAAUGUAUAUGCUGCUAGUGCACUUUUAGAUAUGUACGCAAAGUGCAGCAGAGUUGAGGAUGCGGACAAGGUGUUUAAGUACAUGCCGGAGAAAAAUACGGUUUCUUGGAAUGCUUUGAUUUCAGGGUAUGCUGAAAUAGGGAAUCUACAGCGUUGCAUUGAGUUGUUUAUGUCUAUGGAGAUGGAGAGUAUGAGAGUAGACGAUGCAACAUUUGCACCUCUUUUGACAUUGCUUUGUGAUGAUGUGUUUUACGACUUAACAAGGCAGCUCCACUGUAAGAUUACAAAACAUGGUCUCCAGCAUGAGAACACUGUUCUUAAUGCAACCAUAACUGCAUAUGCAGAAUGCGGAUGCAUUGAAGAUGCAAACAGAGUGUUUGAUAAUGCUGACGGGUCCCGCGAUUUAGUGACGUGGAAUUCCAUGUUAGCAGCUUACUUGGAUCAUGAUCUUGAAGAGUGUGGAUUUGACCUUUUCUUGGAGAUGGUGAGACUAAGGAUGGAAAUGGAUGCUUAUACGUAUUCGAGCGUAAUAAGUUCUUGCUUUGGAGAUGCAGAACAGAGCCUCGGAAAAUCCUUGCAUAGUUUGGUAAUAAAGAGGGGAUUCGAAGAGGUUACACAUGUAUCUAAUGUAUUAAUUUCCAUGUAUUUAAAAUCUAGUACCCAAAGCGUGGACGAUGCUUUGAAAGUAUUCGAACAUAUAGAUGUGAAGGACUAUGUAUCAUGGAAUACAAUUUUGACCGGCUUGUCUCAAGUUGGGGCGAGUGAAAUUGCCUUGAGGCUCUUCCAGAAGAUGCAUAAUGACUAUUUAGUAAUCGACCAUUACGCCUUUGCAGCAGUCUUGAGAUCUUGCUCGGAUUUAGCCACACUCCAGCUUGGCCGACAGGUUCAUGUCUCGGUGGUCAAAUCGGGAUUUGAGGGAAACGAGUAUGUAGCUAGUGCUUUGAUAGUCAUGUACUCAAAGUGUGGAAUCAUUGAAGAUGCUCGGACAUCAUUUGAUGCAUCUCAUAAAGGCAGUUCUGUGACGUGGAAUUCGAUGAUUUUUGCUUAUGCACAACACGGGCAAGGUAAAGUUGCGCUUGACGUGUUCGACGAAAUGACUAAGAGAAACGUGAAGGUGGAUCACGUGACCUUCGUUGCUGCUCUCACUGCAUGCAGUCACAUUGGUUUGGUUGACAAAGGUCUCGACUUUCUGAAAACCAUGGAAACAAAAUACGGGGUUUCGCCAAAGAUGGAAAAUUACGCAUGUGCAGUCGAUUUGUUAGGUAGAGGCGGACGUUUGAUGGAGGCGAAAGAAUUGAUUAAGGAAAUGCCGUUUGAAGCUGAUGUAACGGUGUUGAAAACGUUGUUAGGUGCUUGUAGGGCGUGUGGCGACAUACGAUUCGCUACUGAGGUAGCUGAUCGGUUGAUUGAACUGGAUCCUGGAGACCAUUGUACUUAUGUUCUCUUGUCUGAUAUUUAUGGAUAUCUUAAGAGGUGGGAUGAGAAAGCUAGUGUGAAGAGGUUGAUGAGAGAGAAAGGAGUGCGAAAGGUGCCUGGUUGGAGUUGGAUCGAGUUGAAAAACGAGGUUCAUGCUUUUAAUGCGGAAGAUUAUUCGCACCGUGAUUGCAGAGAAAUAUACCGGGCUUUGGAGGAAUUAACUAAUGAAAUUAGGGUUUGUGAAGAUGGUUUUAUUUUGGAUGUUCCGAUUGAUGAUGUCGACCUUGCCAAUGGGUAUUGGAUAAUAAGUGGUGAUGGUUUUGUUCAAAGUAUGCAGUUUUCUAACAUGCAAAAAGACGAAACCUUUCUUCCUCUUUGAGAAACGAGAAUGUCGAUAAGGAAUUGGCGGUUCAAUUUCGAAAAUUAUCACCCCUGAAACCAAUUUCGAUUUUUAUUUUUGGAAUUUUUAUCAUCAAGAAUUUUGUUAGUUACUACAUACAGAGAAGCUACAAAAAUAUACGCGUUUCUCUGGUUAUGGUUAACAAUUUUUAGAUCGUGUAGAAGGAAGAUGUUACUGAACAUGAACGUGCAACCACUCAAAGUGCACCGAGACGACUCCGCUCUCAAAGUUCUUCGCAAAUCAUUCAAGAUUUUUUCCUUAUUGGUUAGUUUUCCUAUCUUUCUAGGUAAUUUUUUUUUGCUUGUGUGUGUGUGUGUAGCCUUGUGUUUGUUUCAGUGCAAAAUUGCAGUUAUUCACAAGAUGUGACUAUUUUCUGAUAUUUGACAGUCUGCAAUUUAUUCAGCUA
Molecule: messenger RNA, 2733 nt
Organism: Erythranthe guttata (spotted monkey flower)
Lineage: Eukaryota; Viridiplantae; Streptophyta; Magnoliopsida; Lamiales; Phrymaceae
Source: RefSeq, a predicted model, not a curated record